Pieris napi is the source of this 1166-nucleotide messenger RNA. RefSeq names its product transmembrane protein 179. NCBI's taxonomy places the organism in Eukaryota, Metazoa, Arthropoda, Insecta, Lepidoptera, Pieridae. The transcript has 5 exons. The coding region runs from base 221 to 895 and encodes 224 amino acids. The record is from RefSeq and is a predicted model, not a curated record.
CAGUGUCAACAGUCAACCACAGUGUCAAAUAUUGUUAGAAGUCCUAAGAUAAAUCUUAGCUAAACAAAUAAAGCUAUUUUCAUGUUGUUAGUGGCUAUUUUUUUCUCAGUUACAGUAUGUGAACACUUUUAACUAUUCCUGUUAAUAAUUCAAACCCUACAUAGUUGUUAUAACUACUAAAAUUCAGGAUUCGUUUGCCACAAGUGGCGUGUUAUAAACAAUGGCUAUAACAAAUGUUUUAUUACUGAGUCAAAUAGCAGGCUAUGUUAUAGGGCUUAUAUUAUCCCUUUGUGUAAUGGUGCCGAUGGGCAUGCACCGAGAUGAAUUCAGUGGAAACUGCCUUUUAUUCUCUCGCGGCACUUGGCAGGAAGAAGAUGGACAGUUGUUAGUCAUGUGGGCCUCACGUGGGUACUGUAACUAUGUCAUUGCUGUUGGCUGUCUGAUGUUCAUAGUUUGCUUAGUACAAAUCUACAGGUUAUCACAACUGGUAUGUAAAGGACUAGACAGUUCAUUCCUGUCAGCAUUUAUUGAGGCUGUUGGUUGCGUGUUGUUCUGUGGAUUGGCAAUAAGUGCAGCCGUUAUUGUGACUCUUGGUUUUAUGACUUGGUGUCAGAAUAUUGUUGAACGAUUUCCCAGUUGUGAAGAUGCCACAGGUCAAGACAUAGACAAGAAGGAUAAUAUCUCAACACAUGGAUUCUACAUUGAACUUGGCACUGCACAAUUUGGUGCUUGGGCUCUAUUCGCUCUGUGGGUGGGUCUGGCUGUGUUCAGCACUCUGAAGGUGUGCCGAUAUCACCAGCUACAGAACAUUCAGGUGUCGAUGUACCGGGAGAGGCAACGGCUCGUCAACGAAACACACGGCCGAUCAACCCCGCCCAUUGACUCUCUCAACUAACUGUUCUAACAAUGAUCUACGUUAAUAAUUUAUAAUGUUAUCUCGUAAAACAAUAGGUUUUCUGUAUAAAUUAUUCUAUUUUUGUUAAAUUGUAUUAUUUUUGGUAGGUAAAUUGUGAUAUAUUUAAAUAAGGUUGUAAUCAUAGAUGAUAAGGCAGUAAUUGUAUACUAAAAGUAAGGUUCAUCUCAAUUUGGCAAUUUUUAAUUACAGAGAUGUCAUUAACAUUCAUCAACACAACAUAGUUUUAUGAAUAUAAACCAUAUAGUUGUUU